UGAAUUUCGUACACUCAAGGUAAUAAAUACAAUUACCAUUUAUGUCAUACACUUGUAUUUUUUGUAAACAUUGGUAUGCCAUUCAUAUCAAAAUAUGACACUUACUACAACUAUGAUCGACACCCACAGUGUUCUCAUUUGCAAAAGUCGUGGAAUAACGUGGCAGCGUGAUCUAAAUGCUUCCAAAAACAUUUUCAAAAUCUCCAAAGACGUUAUCACUGGAUUCAGUCGUCCUCCAGUUUUCUUGCGAAACCAAAAAUGUAAAAACCCUUCUUUUUUUUUUCAUAUCACCAUAUCGAACAUGGUUUCUCUUUCGCAAGAGAUUUAGAUAUCUACAGUAGAAAUACUGUAACCAUCAAUUGGCAUGGCAGCCACUUUAGAAAAAGAAAAGAGAAAGGGGGUAAAAGCUUAAUUAUAAAAGAAUCUCAAUCAUUAUUCUUUAUGCAUAU
Rhizopus microsporus ATCC 52813 is the source of this 449-nucleotide messenger RNA. RefSeq lists its product as uncharacterized. The transcript has 2 exons. The record is from RefSeq and is a predicted model, not a curated record. NCBI's taxonomy places the organism in Eukaryota, Fungi, Mucoromycota, Mucoromycetes, Mucorales, Rhizopodaceae. Bases 95 to 328 code for a protein of 77 amino acids.